AUAAACACAAACUUUCAAGAAAAUCUAAUUGAAAUCAAAUCAACAAAAACAAUAUUGACCGGAAUGUUUCGUUUUUUCAAAUUAAAUCUAAUAUGGGCUAAUAAUAAUAUGGACAGCCUUAUGAUUGCUUUAUAACGGCAUUUUUUAUAUUGACGCGCGCUAUUAAAAAUUCAAAUUCAUAUUUUAUCGUAUACGUAUACUUUGAACACGAUGACUACACGUGCAUCAAUCAACUGAAACAAUGUGUGAAACUGUUUUUUAUUUUUGUUUUCCAACAAAUCAUUCAUAUGUCUGAUAAAAAUUGUCUCAAAAUUUUAUGCCUUCAUGGAUACAGGCAAAAUUCACAAUCAUUCAAGGCUAAAUCGGGAGGAUUUCGUAAAGUUCUCAAAAAUCAUUUCGAGUUUGUCAUCAUCGAUGCGCCACAUCAAAUACCAUUAGGUGAACAAAAUCCCAACAAUGAACAAGAUUGUCUAAGCUGGUGGUUUUCUGGUGAAAAUCCCGAUUAUUUUAGUUCUAAACACUUAUCCAAUUAUGUUAAAGGGUAUGAUGAAUCGAUGAAGAAAAUAUGUGAUUCUUUCGAAAAAAUGGGACCAUUUGAUGGUCUAUUGGGAUUCAGUCAAGGGGCAUCAUUGGUUGCUUUAAUAUGUAUUCUCAAACAUUUUAAUGAAUUUCCAUACGAUUUUAAAUUUGUUAUCUUAUGUUCUGGAUUCAAAAGUCUGACAUCAAGUCAUGUGGCCAUGUUUGAUAGAUUAGCAGAUCAAAAGAUACGUAUUCCCUCGUUACAUAUAAUCGGUGAAAAUGAUCAAGUGGUGGAUCACGAUCGUUCUGAAUCGUUAGCAAACGAUUAUUUUUAUUGUCCAUUCAUAAUCAAACAUGCGGGUGGUCACACCAUUCCAUCACAAACAUCAUUUCGACCACAAUACCUGAAUUUUCUUGAUAAACUCAAUGAUUUUAGUUAGCUUUAGAUUUAUUGAAAAAUAACAGAAAAUAAUAAAAAAAACGAUUACAAAAAAA
Messenger RNA from Dermatophagoides farinae (American house dust mite), 1014 nucleotides. RefSeq names its product esterase CBG03338. Gene Ontology annotation, cellular component: cytoplasm; nucleus. The record is from RefSeq and is a predicted model, not a curated record. Gene Ontology annotation, molecular function: hydrolase activity. NCBI's taxonomy places the organism in Eukaryota, Metazoa, Arthropoda, Arachnida, Sarcoptiformes, Pyroglyphidae. Gene Ontology annotation, biological process: response to retinoic acid.